Messenger RNA from Aplysia californica (California sea hare), 884 nucleotides. RefSeq names its product DNA-directed RNA polymerase III subunit RPC9. NCBI's taxonomy places the organism in Eukaryota, Metazoa, Mollusca, Gastropoda, Aplysiida, Aplysiidae. Gene Ontology annotation, biological process: transcription initiation at RNA polymerase III promoter. The transcript has 2 exons. Gene Ontology annotation, molecular function: nucleotide binding. Gene Ontology annotation, cellular component: RNA polymerase III complex. The record is from RefSeq and is a predicted model, not a curated record. The coding region runs from base 276 to 734 and encodes 152 amino acids.
AAUUUUUCUCUGUUUACAAACCAUUACAUGAUGUUCGGCUUGGUCUUCUAUUUGUUCUCAGUCAUGCCGAAAUUUCAAAAGAAGACUGUUGAAAGGAUUCUGAACUUUCUCCUAUUCAUAAUCGUCGCCCUGGUUUGGUCGUAUGUAUUCGCAGCAGGCAGACAUGCUUCUCAGCGAGAGUUGCCUGGCCACUGAGUGACUUUAUAGACCGAAAUAUCCCAGAACUAGAGUAGCUGCCAGUGUGUUUCUAACUGUGUCACAAAGUGUGAAGCAACAUGGAGGUGAAAAGCAAGAAUCAUGCGAUGCUCAGUAAUUACGAAGUUUUAGGCUUGCUGAAAGACAUUCAGGCCGGAAGAGGCCAAAAGAAGCCGAAUAAGUUUCAAACUAAUUUGGCUACCAUCACUUACGAGACAAUUAAGUGUCUGGAAAACUGGCCAUGUGCUCAUCAUACGCCCAGUGGUCUCAGCGCCGCCAUGAAAGCGCUGGCUCCAUACGGUCUUACCGCAGCAGAAAAACUGCAGCUGAUUAACUUGUGCCCCAGCUCAGCUGUCGAGAUUCAGCUGAUUGUGGAAGAGAGUGAGGAGAGGCUUUCAGAGACUCAGAUUGAGGAGCUCUUGGACUUACUGGCUACUCACAUUCCCGGCCCCGACACGCAGAAUGAACAGGCUGAGGAGGAAGAGGAGGAGGAGGAAGAUCAGGGGGAUGCGUAUGAUGUGACUGACGCCUCUGCAUAAAGAAGUCUGGUGGUAGUCUCUCUCAGCAGACUCGAGGGCAGCUUUUGAUCUGAUUCUGAUGUGAAAAUGUUGGGGAAACUUACUUUACUUACUUUGGAGGAGCAAGUUUCGGUCCUGUGCUACGUGUGUAGCGUCUGUGAUUGUUAUAUG